CAAAACCACCCGACCACAUAAAAACCAAAAGAUUUAUCCGUUUCUAAGUAAUUUCGAUUUCCAUUAUUCCCUCUUCGCUCUAGUUUCUACUCGUCCUCCCCGUUUCUCCAUCCCCCUCUCUAAUGAUUCUUCUUCUCCCGCCGCCUGCCUCUCUCUUUCCCGCCAAAUGCAAACCCGGGGCCUUCCUCAAACCGGCCCGUCCCCUACCUUCCUCUCGACCCCGCGCUCCCCGGCGGCGGGAGAGCCCACCACCGCCUGCCGCUGCGGACGCUGUCUCUGGGGUCGACGAAGACGCCUUCACCAAGUACACCGGCUAUCUCUUCAAAGACGGCGAUUCCUCGGCGGCGGAGUUCCUGAAUGAGUAUAAUAUCCGGGCUAUUUCGGCGAUUUAUCGCCGGAAACCCGUCUUGGUCCUCCGCCGGUCUCUCCAAAUAGGUGCCACCUUUGGCCGGUGGUUUGCACUCCGUUACCUCGAUAGCAUCUCCGAUCGGUCCGAUGAGAUGUUCAAGGUUAGAGCUGCGGAGCUUCGGAUGAUACUACUGGAGCUCGGUCCGGUACGUCUCUUGGCAUUUGUGAAAAUUGCUCAGGCUGUGUCAUCAAGAGCGGAUGUGAUUCCACCUGCAUAUCUGGAGGAGCUUUCAUUGCUGCAAGAUCGUAUAACACCCUUCUCAACUGAGAUUGCUUUCAGCAUGAUAGAAAAAGAGCUUGGACUACCAAUAGACAUUCUUUUCUCGGAGAUUUCACCAGAGCCAGUUGCUGCAGCAUCUCUUGGGCAGGUUUAUCAGGCCAGGCUUCGCUCUAGUGGGAAAGUUGUUGCUGUCAAAGUGCAGAGGCCUGGAGUUCGAGCAGCGAUUUCUUUGGAUAUCUUUAUCCUGCGGUUUAUUGUAGGGCUGGUAAGGAGAGCAGCCAAGCUGAACACUGAUCUUCAGGCUGUAAUUGAUGAAUGGGCAUCAAGCCUGUUUCGGGUACAUACAUAUCUCUGUAAAUCACAUUUAAUGCAGGAGGUGGAUUACAGGGCUGAAGCAAGGAAUGGACUCAAGUUCAGGGAGCUGUAUGGGAGACUACGUGACGUUUUUGUGCCAGAGAUGUUUAUGGAACAAACCAGUCGUCGAGUUCUUGUCAUGGAAUGGGUGGAGGGGCAAAAAUUAACUGAAGUCAAAGAUCUUUAUCUGGUUGAGGUAGGAGUAUAUUGCUCACUUUCGCAGCUUUUAGAACAUGGAUUUUAUCACGCAGAUCCCCAUCCAGGAAAUCUUCUGCGGACAUCUGAUGGGAAACUAGCAUACUUAGAUUUUGGAAUGAUGGGUGAAUUUAAGAAAGAAUUUCGAGAUGGAUUUAUUGAAGCUUGUCUUCACCUUGUUAAUCGUGAUUUUGAUGCUUUGGCAAAGGACUUUGUAACUCUCGGACUCCUUCCUCCGACUGCACAAAAGGAUGAAGUUACCAUGGCAUUGACAGUCUCAUAUUUGUUUGCAGGUGUUUUCCAAAAUGCUGUCAACAAAGGAGUUCGCAAUAUAAGUUUUGGAGAUUUGUCAGGAAAUCUUGGACGCACAAUGUACAAAUUUAAAUUUCAGAUACCCUCCUACUUCUCUCUUGUAAUUCGAAGUCUUGCUGUUCUGGAGGGUAUUGCUAUUAGUUUGAAUCCAAAUUACAAAGUUUUGAGUAGUUCAUACCCAUGGAUUGCCAGAAAAGUUCUCACCGACAGCUCACCCCAGCUUCAGUCUACUUUGCAGGCACUCCUUUAUAAGGAAGGUGUUUUCCGGAUUGAUCGCCUAGAGUCUCUAUUAACUGAGUCGCUUCGUGCAAGAACUGAGCAGUCAAUGGUUAGAAAGGAUGUAGAGAAAACUGAUCCUACAACAGCAAUCCAGCAAGUGCUUUCUUUCACUUUGUCUGAAAAGGGUGCAUUUGUGAGGGAAAUAUUGAUGCAAGAGUUCGCAAAAGGAAUAGAUGCACUUGGUUUAGCUACCAUGGACUCUGUCACAUCUGCUGUUGCUUCAAGGUUGCCGUUUGCCUUUCCGUACUCGGCAUUAUCAUCAGUCACUGAUGAAGAUAUUGCUAAUUUGAGAACUUUCCGUCGCCUUCUCCUGCUGCUAUCCAGGCUUCAGAAGGAUGAGAAUACAAAUACAGAAAUAAAAUAUGCUAAUGCUGAAGUGAACAAAAAUGCCUAUAUGGAGGAGGUCUCUCUUGCUAUAUAUCAAUUGACAUCUGUGCAAGAAUUUUGGCCUAUUCUUUUGGUCAUUCCUGAGCUUCCACCAGAAACCCAACAGCAAGUAGUUCGUCUACCAGUCGAUUUAGCUGGGAGGGUGUUAGCUCGUGCAGCUGCAAGAACUAUAAGAAGGAUUUUCACAUAAAGAUAAGCAUUUCAUUAACAACCAUUAUUUGUUGCUUCGAUGUCACUAGGUUGUAUUGUUGCCCUCAUUGAUGGUGGAGGCAACUUCAAUAGCUCUCAUAUUCAUUGAAGCGGUAUUCGGUAAUUCGUUUGUCCAUCAGAUUGUAUCUUUUGAGGAUCAGUGCAAUUGCAGGGACAAAUGGCUAGUGGAGUGCCAUCUUUCUUCUCCAAAUUUUUCUAGAUGUCAACAUUAAUGGGCAAAACAGUCUUCAUGCAUAUCGAGUCAAUUGGCUGCAUGAUGUUUUUGAAGGAGAAUGUAUAAUAAUGAUUUUGUUUUUUCAGUUUACACCAUUCAGAAAUAUUAAUGUUCCCCAUUAUAACACAAAUGACAGGCAUUAUUUGUCCAGUUAGCCCAACACCUUGUUCCCUUCCCUUAGAAAUUUAUAUCCCAAUAUUAAGUUUAGUUGGAAUAAAAUUUUAACCAGCAAAAUGGCUGUUAUUAGCUGUCAUAGCAUCGAAUAAAAGAGUUAUAUGCUUAAUUGUU
This is a messenger RNA of Phoenix dactylifera (date palm), 2867 nucleotides long. Its product is annotated as Protein kinase superfamily protein. Lineage: Eukaryota; Viridiplantae; Streptophyta; Magnoliopsida; Arecales; Arecaceae. Gene Ontology annotation, molecular function: ATP binding; protein kinase activity. The record is from RefSeq and is a predicted model, not a curated record. Gene Ontology annotation, biological process: protein phosphorylation.